Molecule: messenger RNA, 2504 nt
Organism: Doryrhamphus excisus (bluestripe pipefish)
Lineage: Eukaryota; Metazoa; Chordata; Actinopteri; Syngnathiformes; Syngnathidae
Source: RefSeq, a predicted model, not a curated record
GGGGGGCACGCACGUGCAGGGAGAACAUGCAAACUCCACACGGAGAUGCCAAGAGGAGAUCCAAGCCAGGUCUUCCAUGUCUUCCAUGUCCUGACUGCGUGGCCUGCAUGCUACCCACUCGGCCACCAAAUGCAUUUCCAUGUGUAAUUCUUAGCAUUGUGCUAAACAACCACGCGGGGGCGCUCAUGCCGCAUAAAGUGUUGAGAAAAGGAGGUGUCGUUACUUUGGUCGAUUCGACUCCAUUUCCCAUCAUGCCGAGGGGGUGGGGGGGGUCACCAUGCCCCCUUCUGCAUUCAGACCUGCCGUCUCACCGAGAAGCGUCCGGAUCAACUGGCAGGAUACUUUAGAAAUGUCCUGUGUUAGCCGUUUAGGGGUUGACGUUAACCUUUGACCUUUGACCCCGCCCGUCGGCAUAGUUCGUUCUAAAUCCCGAUCAAGCCAACGAUUGAAAACUCCCGCCAAGUCACGCCGUGCCUCUUUUCGGGACACUUGUGGAGCGGAACAUCUGAAGCUUUCAGGAGGACCGACGUGACCGCCGACGCCUUCUGGGCUCCUCGCAGCUCCAGCUCGUCUCCUCGACUUCUGAGCCGCUAAGAGGAACGCCAACCACCUUUGAGCCAAAGUAGUUGGAGAGCCACCAUGGGAUGCACCAUCAGCGCCGAGGACAAAGCCGCGGUGGAGAGGAGCAAGAUGAUCGAUAAAAACCUUCGAGAAGAUCUGGAGAAGUCCUUGAGGGAAGUCAAGCUGCUUUUGCUCGGUGCUGGAGAAUCUGGGAAAAGCACGCUAGUCAAGCAGAUGAAAAUCAUUCACGAAGAUGGCUACUCGGAGGAGGAAUGCAGUCAGUACAAGGUGGUGGUCUACAGCAACACCAUCCAGUCCAUCACGGCCAUCAUCCGGGCCAUGGGACGCCUAAAGAUAGAGUUUGGGGACGAGCGGCGGGCGGACGAUGCCCGCCAACUCUUUGUGCUGGCCGCUUCAGCGGAGGAGGGUUCAAUGUCGGCAGAGCUCAGCGGCGUCAUCCGGCGGCUGUGGGGCGACGGUGGCGUUCAAGCCUGCUUCCAUCGCUCACGAGAGUAUCAGCUCAACGACUCUGCUGCGUACUAUCUCAACGACUUUGACAGACUCUGUCAGCCCGACUACAUCCCGACCCAGCAGGAUGUCCUGCGGACGCGUGUCAAAACCACGGGAAUCGUGGAAACGCACUUCACCUUCAAAGAUCUCCACUUCAAAAUGUUUGAUGUCGGGGGUCAACGCUCGGAGAGGAAGAAGUGGAUUCAUUGCUUCGAGGAAGUAACGGCCAUCAUUUUCUGUGUGGCGCUCAAUGACUACGAUCUGGUCUUGGCCGAGGACGAGGAGAUGAACCGUAUGCAUGAGAGCAUGAAGCUGUUUGACUCCAUCUGCAACAACAAGUGGUUCACAAGCACCUCCAUCAUCCUCUUCCUCAACAAGAAGGACCUGUUUGAGGAGAAGAUCGCCAAGAGUCCACUUCAAAUCUGCUACCCAGAGUACGGCGGUGAGAACCUGUACGAGGAGGCAGCUCAGUACAUCCAGGGCCGCUUUGAAGACCUGAACAAGCAGAAGGCCAGCAAGGAGAUCUACACCCACUUCACGUGUGCCACAGACACCCAGAACGUGGAAUUUGUGUUUGACGUCGUCACCGAUGUCAUCAUCAAAAUCAACCUGACGGAUAUCGGACUCUACUGAGGCCAUCGGCCCUGAAGGGGUCCCAGUGGUUUCCUGGUGGUCUCGGCUGGUAUCUGGUAUGCGGUGUCUGCAGACCAGUGGCCAGUGGGAGUGGGCUUACCAAGGGACUAACGGCUUUGGAGAUUGACUAGCAAAACAUGACUGUGAGAUCUUUGCACCUGAGGCAGGUAAAGACACCCAUGCAUCUGCGGUCAGCGGACAUGUCCUCAUCUAUCUCAUCAGGGGCCUUCAUGAAUUGUUUCUAUUUUACGGACGCCAUAACCUGUACAGUAUGGUGGACAUACUACCAUUUGGGUUUGCUAAAGAUCCUUCAUAGGUUCUAGGGUUAGAAUAGCAUUCUAGUCAACUCCACAGCGGGGCAAUCGAACCUUCAUAUAGCACAUUUUCAUAUGACUACGCUGAUAUUUUGACCAGGAUCGCACCAUAAGAACUCCUAGAAGGGACAUGAUGAUAUUUCUUGACUAAUGCUAAUGCUAAUGCUAACCAGAGUUUUCACAUGAGAAGUUUAUUUUAGUUUCAUACGAAGGAGGACUUUACUCUUGCCUGACUUCCUGCUGGCUUCAGCUAGCUUUCCCAUGUAGCAUUUGCAUGUUUAUAUUCCGUUCCAAACAAAGCAGGGAAGGUUGUGGUGCAAAUGGGAAGGACUAUUGUAGGGAUGGCCGACCACCAUGAGCGUUGCUUCUGUCGUGUAACAAGACUAUCUUGUCUGGAGGGAAGCGAGAUACGCUGGGAAAGAUGAGCAACCGCUUUGGUCUGAUGCAUAAUGGACCAUGAGCUAAAAUAGAGCAUUUAUUAGGCAA